This is a messenger RNA of Adineta ricciae, 804 nucleotides long. NCBI's taxonomy places the organism in Eukaryota, Metazoa, Rotifera, Eurotatoria, Adinetida, Adinetidae. The record is from the annotation of a GenBank genome assembly.
AUGCCUGUGUCAGAUCCUGCGAGUUCCGCUUCGCGACCAUAUCCGGAACGAAACCAUCCGAGCAAAAUGCGAACAACAGCCAACGAUAGAAGAACAAAUCCAGAAACGGCGCCUGCAAUGAUUGCUCUGGAGAGAACGCCCCGCACAGUGGAAGAUCCAACGAACGGCACCAAAGAAAAUCUGAAAAGCCAUGGAUUAUCCUUCGACAAUGUCAGAAACACCGCCACGGACCGUGAAGCUUGGAAGCGGCUUGUGAACAAUAUUCGAGAUCCAUUGGCACUUACAGCAGCGUACUGGUUCAGAGGACAACUCCUUCAAGAUCGUAUUCGCAAGAGCUACUCGGUUAUUAUGUGGCGGUUACUUGAUGGCGAACUUCAAGGAAGAAGUGAAGACAGCCAUUAUGUCUACGAUUACAUACCAAAAGAGGGAAGAGAUAGCAGCAAGACAAUGCGUUUUAUUUUCAAGGAAAGAAUUGAUCCACGGGUUGACACGGAUGAAACUAUCAAAAAAAAAUUUUGUCACGCAGAUAAUAUCUGUCUACCAUUGUCCGAAAGUGAAGUGGAUGAUCUACCAAGUGACUGGACUUUUCUCGUUAAGGUGUUAAAUUUCGAUCCAAAAUCUGCGAGAGAUUCAAUUGGUUUUUCGGGGCGUGAAAAUCUUGAUCAUUUAGGGGUAUUUAUGCACGCAUUUCGAAUGGAAAUCAUUGGCAGUGGACCUAACGAUGAAGAAAUUUAUAUCGAUCUCUCAACAGGACAAGUUCAGACAAUGAUCAAUUUAGAUUUGGUCGUGAAAAAUUUGCAGUGA